ACUGAGUGUGUUGGUCGCUCGCGUAUAAAAUGAAAAUCGACUGUUCAUGUGAUUGCAAUUGCAGCGACCUCGCCUCGUGCAGCACCAACAUCACCGACCGCCGUCCGAGCGAUAUCAUGGCCAAUGGCGAUUGCUAUCGCCGAUUAUCGAAUUCAUCGUCCGCACUGUACGGCAGUUGUCCACAGCUAACGCAACAUUUAGAUUCCACGCAACAACAGCAACAUUGCGCACACAUUAACCCAGCCGCAAGCGAAGCAGACGAAGCGCAACAAGCGCAGCAGCAUCAUUAUCAACAGCAACAGCAACAGCAACAUCAACAACAGCCACGUCAAUACUCGAGUUUAGUACGUCCCCGCCAGUCGCGUAGUCCAGUGCUUUGUCAGCGGUGUGCUGUGUGACGAAGGAAUAAUCAAGCCUGCA
Messenger RNA from Rhagoletis zephyria (snowberry fruit fly), 420 nucleotides. Its product is annotated as GATA zinc finger domain-containing protein 10-like. The record is from RefSeq and is a predicted model, not a curated record. Lineage: Eukaryota; Metazoa; Arthropoda; Insecta; Diptera; Tephritidae.